UGGAAUGUGGACAUGUGCCAGCAAUACGACCGUGCACUUUCACAGAGGCGCUGUCGCAACCCACAGGGAUGGCCACAUGGACGCCCUGUGCGGCUCGGGAGAGCUCGGCUCCAAGUUCUGGGACUCCAACCUGUCUGUGUACACCGACACUCCGGACCUGACCCCAUGUUUCCAGAACUCCCUCCUCGCCUGGGUCCCCUGCAUCUACCUGUGGGUGGCUCUGCCCUGCUACCUGGUCUACCUGCGGCACCAUCACAGCGGCUACAUCGUCCUCUCCCACCUGUGCAGGCUCAAGACGGCCCUGGGCGUCCUGCUGUGGUGUAUCUCAUGGGCCGAUCUCUUCUACUCCUUCCACGGUCUGAGCCGCGGCUGGGCUCCUGCCCCAGUCUUCUUUGUCACACCUCUGGUGGUGGGGAUCACCAUGCUGCUGGCCACGCUGCUGAUCCAGUAUGAGCGGCUGCGGGGCGUGCAGUCCUCCGGAGUCCUCAUCAUCUUCUGGUUCCUGUGUGCGCUCUGCGCCAUCAUCCCCUUCCGCUCCAAGAUCCUGUCGGCCGUGAUGGAGGGUGCAAUCGCAGACCCCUUCCGCUUCACCACCUUCUCCGUCUACUUUGCCCUGGUGCUCUGCGCCCUCGUCCUGUCCUGCUUCACGGAGAAACCGCCACUUUUCUCCCUGAAGAGCACGGAUCCUAAUCCCUGCCCAGAGGCCAGUGCUGGCUUCCUCUCCCGCUUGACUUUCUGGUGGUUCACAAAGCUGGCUAUCCUCGGCUAUCGGCGUCCCCUGGAGGAGCAGGACCUCUGGUCCCUGAAUGAGGAGGACAGCUCCCAUGUGGUGGUGCAACGGCUGCUCAAGGCCUGGCAGAAGCAGCAGAAGCAAGCUGCCGGGCCUCAGGCUACAGCACCUGGAGAGAAAGACGUCCUGCUGGGGGGCCGGCUCAAGUCCCGAAGGCCCUCCUUCCUGUGGGCCCUGCUGAACACCUUUGCCUCCAGCCUCCUGAUCAGCGCCUGCUUCAAGCUCAUCCAGGACCUCCUCGCCUUCGUCAGCCCACAGCUGCUCAGCCUGCUCAUCCGGUUUAUUUCGAACCCCACGUCGCCCACCUGGUGGGGCUUCCUGCUGGCCGGGCUGAUGUUCGCGAGCGCCAUGAUGCAGACGCUGAUCUUUCACCAGUACUGCCACUGCAUCUUCGUGUCCGCCUUGCGGCUGCGUACGGCCAUCAUUGGUGUCGUCUACAGGAAGGCACUGGUCAUCACCAACUCAGUCAAACGUACGUCCACGGUGGGAGAAAUGGUCAACCUCAUGUCGGUGGACGCCCAGCGCUUCAUGGACGUCUCCCCCUUCCUCAACCUCCUGUGGUCAGCACCCCUGCAGGUCUUCCUGGCAAUCUACUUCCUCUGGCAGAUUCUGGGCCCAUCAGUCCUGGCUGGAGUGGCUGUCAUAGUCUUGCUGAUUCCACUCAAUGGAGCCGUGGCCAUGAAGAUGCGAGCCUUCCAGGUGCAGCAGAUGCAGUUCAAGGACUUGCGCAUCAAGCUGAUGAGCGAGAUCCUGAAUGGCAUCAAGGUGCUGAAGCUGUACGCCUGGGAGCCCAGCUUCUUGGAGCAGGUGGAAAGCAUCAGGCAGAACGAGCUCCAGCUGCUGCGCAAGGGCGCCUAUCUUCAGGCCAUCUCCACCUUCAUCUGGAUCUGCACUCCCUUCCUGGUGACCCUGAUCACCCUCGGGGUGUACGUGUGCGUGGACGAGAACAAUGUGCUGGAUGCUGAGAAGGCCUUUGUGUCUGUGUCAUUGUUCAACAUCCUCAAGAUGCCCCUCAACAUGCUGCCUCAGUUAAUAAGCAAUCUGACCCAGACUAGUGUGUCUCUGAAACGAAUCCAGCAUUUCCUGGACCAAGAUGAACUUGACUCCCAGUGUGUGGAGAGAAAUACCAUCUCCCCAGGCCAUGCCAUCACCAUACACAAUGGAACCUUCACCUGGGCCCAGGACCUGCCGCCCACCUUGAACAGUGUAGACCUCCAGAUCCUGAAGGGGUCAUUGGUGGCUGUGGUGGGGCCAGUGGGCUGUGGGAAGUCUUCUCUCAUGUGUGCCCUGCUAGGAGAGAUGGAGAAACUAGAAGGCACAGUGUGUGUGAAGGGUUCUGUGGCCUAUGUGCCCCAGCAAGCGUGGAUCCAGAACUGCACGCUACAAGAAAACGUGCUGUUUGGCAGAGCCAUGAACCCUAAACGCUACCAACAGGCUCUGGAGACCUGUGCUCUGCUACCUGACCUGGAGGUGCUACCUGGUGGGGACCAGACAGAGAUCGGAGAGAAGGGUAUUAACCUGUCUGGGGGCCAGCGGCAGCGUAUCAACCUGGCCCGAGCUGUUUACAGCGACGCGGACAUUUUUUUGCUGGAUGACCCACUGUCAGCUGUAGACUCCCAUGUGGCCAAACAUAUCUUUGACCAAGUGAUUGGGCCAGAAGGUGUGCUGGCAGGCAAGACUCGCGUGCUAGUGACACACGGCAUCAGCUUCCUGCCCCAGAUGGACUUCAUCAUAGUGCUAGCCGACGGACGGGUGUCUGAGAUGGGCCACUACGCGGCCCUUCUGCAGCACGACGGCUCCUUUGCUAACUUCCUCCGGAACUACACGCUGGAUAAGGAUGAGGAACACCUGGAGGAGAGCACGAUCGCCUUGGAAGAUGGAGAAGAGGUACUUCUGAUCGAAGACACUCUCAGCACCCACACAGACCUGACGGACAGCGAGCCAGUCAUGUACGAGGUCCGCAAGCAGUUUAUGAGACAGCUUAGUUCCAUGUCAUCAGAAGGGGAGGGCCAGAGCCGGUCUGUGCCCAGGAGACACACAAAACCACUAGAGAAGGCGACACAGGGGACGGUGACAAAGACAAAGGAGACUGGGGUGCUAAUUCAAGAGGAGAAGGCGGAGACUGGCACCGUGAAGCUGAGGGUGUACUGGGAUUAUGCCAAGGCAAUGGGACUCUGCACCACCCUGGCUAUCUGUCUCCUGUAUGCUGGCCAAAGUGCAGCUGCCAUUGGCGCCAACGUGUGGCUCAGUGCCUGGAGUAACGAGGCAGUGGUGGAUGGCAGACAGAACAACACCUCCCUGAGGCUGGGCGUCUACGCGUCCCUGGGAAUUCUGCAAGGGCUGCUGGUGAUGCUGUCAGCCUUCACCAUGGCGGUGGGCGCCAUCCAGGCCGCGCGCCUGCUGCACAAGGCCCUGCUGCACAACAAGAUGCGCUCGCCGCAGUCCUUCUUCGACACGACGCCCUCGGGCCGCAUCCUCAACCGCUUCUCCAAGGACAUCUACGUCAUCGACGAGGUUCUGGCCUCCACCAUCCUCAUGCUGUUUAAUUCCUUCUUCACCUCCAUCUCCACCAUCGUGGUCAUCGUGGCCAGCACGCCGCUCUUCAUCGUGGUGGUCCUGCCUCUGGCUGGGCUCUACACCUUCACACAGCGUUUCUACGUGGCCACGUCACGGCAACUGAAGCGGCUGGAGUCGGUCACUCGCUCUCCCAUCUACUCCCACUUUUCAGAGACGGUGACCGGCACCAGCGUCAUCCGGGCCUAUGGCCGCAGCGAAGACUUCAAGAUUCUCAGCGAUACUAAGGUGGACGCCAACCAGCAGAGCUGCUACCCCUACAUCGCUUCCAACAGGUGGCUGGGCAUCCAAGUGGAGUUUGUGGGCAACUGCGUUGUGCUCUUUGCAGCACUGUUUGCAGUGAUUGGGAGAAGCAGCCUGAAUCCGGGGCUCGUGGGUCUUUCUGUGUCCUAUGCUUUACAGGUGACAAUGGCUCUGAACUGGAUGAUACGAAUGAUGUCAGACUUGGAGUCCAAUAUUGUGGCUGUGGAGAGAGUCAAAGAGUACUCCAAGACCGAGACGGAGGCCCCCUGGGUAGUGGAGGGCAGGCGUCCUCCGGAAGGCUGGCCCCAGCACGGAGAGGUGGAGUUCCGGAAUUACUCAGUGCGGUACCGCCCGGGCUUGGAGCUGGUGCUGAAGAACCUCACGGUGCGCGUGCGAGGUGGGGAGAAGAUUGGCAUCGUGGGCCGAACCGGGGCUGGGAAGUCCUCCAUGACCCUCUGCCUGUUCCGCAUCCUGGAGGCCGCAGAGGGUGAGAUUCUCAUCGAUGGCCUCAACGUGGCGGACCUGGGGCUCCACGACCUGCGUUCUCAGCUCACCAUCAUCCCCCAGGACCCCAUCCUGUUUUCGGGGACCCUGCGCAUGAACCUGGACCCCUUUGGCCGAUACUCUGAGGAGGACAUCUGGAGGGCCCUGGAGCUGUCCCACCUGCACACGUUUGUGAGCGACCAGCCAGAAGGCCUGGAUUUCCAGUGCUCUGAGGGUGGGGAGAACCUCAGUGUUGGCCAGAGGCAGCUCGUGUGCCUGGCUCGAGCCCUGCUCCGUAAGAGCCGUGUCCUGGUUUUGGACGAAGCCACAGCUGCCAUUGACCUGGAGACUGACGACCUCAUCCAGGGGACCAUUCGCACCCAGUUCGAUGCCUGCACCGUGCUGACCAUUGCCCACCGACUCAACACCAUCAUGGACUACACCAGGGUUCUAGUCUUGGACAAAGGGGUGGUAGCUGAAUUUGAUUCUCCAACAAACCUCAUUGCAGCUGGAGGUAUCUUCUACGGGAUGGCCAAAGAUGCAGGACUUGCCUAAAAUACAUUCGUGGGGUUUCCUCCUGGUCUUUCCUAGGAGGAGAACACCAUGUGUCCACACAAUGGACUUGGUGGAAAUCAGCAGGGGCAUCUGUGAAAUUGUCUCUGUAAAGCACCUUGCAGAACAGCCACGCUUAUGACAGACAGGAAUGAGAAAGGCCCUAGAAGACGCUCAGCCGGAGGUGACAGCUACUUGGAGGACAGACUAGAACCUGGGUCUCCUGGUUCCCAUCUAGCCUAAUUCCCACACUGAUCUGUUUUUAGAGGAUGAUUUCCCUCCUGCC
This is a messenger RNA of Jaculus jaculus (lesser Egyptian jerboa), 4928 nucleotides long. It is a transcript of the gene Abcc3, whose product is annotated as ATP binding cassette subfamily C member 3. Gene Ontology annotation, biological process: transmembrane transport. Gene Ontology annotation, molecular function: ABC-type transporter activity; ATP hydrolysis activity; ATP binding. The transcript has 32 exons. Gene Ontology annotation, cellular component: membrane. The record is from RefSeq and is a predicted model, not a curated record. Lineage: Eukaryota; Metazoa; Chordata; Mammalia; Rodentia; Dipodidae. The coding region runs from base 5 to 4645 and encodes 1546 amino acids.